Messenger RNA from Rhodofomes roseus, 561 nucleotides. RefSeq names its product translation protein SH3-like domain-containing protein. Bases 1 to 561 code for a protein of 186 amino acids. The record is from RefSeq and is a predicted model, not a curated record. Gene Ontology annotation, biological process: cytoplasmic translation; ribosomal large subunit biogenesis. Gene Ontology annotation, molecular function: RNA binding; structural constituent of ribosome. NCBI's taxonomy places the organism in Eukaryota, Fungi, Basidiomycota, Agaricomycetes, Polyporales, Fomitopsidaceae. The transcript has 2 exons. Gene Ontology annotation, cellular component: ribosome; cytosolic large ribosomal subunit.
AUGCUCGGCGGAUUGGAUGUCGUCUUGGUAGGCCGACCUUGUGCUGACACUUUCUGUACUUUAGACGUUUCCUCCUCCCGGCGCAAGUCGCGCAAGGCGCACUUCGCCGCCCCCUCGUCUGUCCGCCGCAAGAUCAUGUCCUCGGCGCUCUCCAAAGAGCUCCGCGGCAAGCACAACGCACGGUCACUACCCAUCCGCAAGGACGACGAGGUGCGGAUCGUGCGGGGAAAGUACAAGGGUCGGGAGGGCAAGGUCACGCAGGUGUACCGCAAGAAGUGGGUGAUCCACGUUGACCGUGUCCAGCGCGACAAGUCGAACGGCGCGACGGUACCCAUUGGCAUCCACCCCAGCAAUGUUGUCAUCACUACGAUCAAGCUGGACAAGGACAGGUAUGUAAAAGCACACUCGUUGUCUGUCCACCCUCUGAGGGCACAUGGCUGGUGCAGGCGGGCAAUUCUCGACAGGAAAGACCGCAAGAAGAACGGCAAGUCGGGUGAGGAUGUGGAGAUGGUUGACGUGAGUCAGUCCCUCAUGAAAGUGAUUGUGUUUUCUGACUCUUGA